AUGACGCAAACCUAUUUCUAAAAUGCUCUCAAAUAUGUGCAAACACUCUAUGAAUAAAAGUAUAUUGCUAAAGAGGAAAAAUCAAUACUAAAAAUGAUAAUUAUGCGUCAAGAUGUUAAUGACAAGUUAGUAGACAAACGAGAUGCUAUAACUUAAGUCUCUCAGAAAUUAAAAACACUCAGAAGAAUUAAGAGAUUACAUCUCUAAACUUCAAGCAGUUUAAAUUAAAUAACUGAAAAAAGCAUCGAAAUCGAUUCUUGA
Molecule: messenger RNA, 261 nt
Organism: Paramecium pentaurelia
Lineage: Eukaryota; Ciliophora; Oligohymenophorea; Peniculida; Parameciidae
Source: the annotation of a GenBank genome assembly